Messenger RNA from Puntigrus tetrazona (Sumatra barb), 1270 nucleotides. RefSeq lists its product as uncharacterized. The coding region runs from base 239 to 1192 and encodes 317 amino acids. The transcript is spliced from 7 exons. Lineage: Eukaryota; Metazoa; Chordata; Actinopteri; Cypriniformes; Cyprinidae. The record is from RefSeq and is a predicted model, not a curated record.
ACUUAACAUUAGUAAAUAUCGUUAUUUAUUGACAAGCAUAUUUUCUUUUCUCCAUUGCAACUUAUUGUUUGCACUAAACUUUACGUGUAUAUAGAAUUGCUUUAUGACCAGUUACUUAUGAUGUUCAUCACUCGUUAGUCACUUUGGAUAAAAGUACGCUGCUGGUUUGAACGCAUGUUUUCCUCGGAGCUAUGAAGACUUUAAUUGUCGGAAAUCGUUCGGACAUCUUCUGAGGAAUAUGCAUUCGGACGCUGCUUUCAUUUGUCUAUGGAUUCUUAUCACAAAUGGUGUGUUUGAUGUUAAAUCAGAUGAGAUUGUGUCAGUAUCAGUGACUGAGGGAGAUUCUGUCACUCUAAACACUGAUGUUAAAGGACUCAGAGAUGAUCAGAUACUGUGGACGUUUGGACCUCAAGACACUCGAUUAGCGGAAAUCUUUAAAAGGGACCAAAUGAACUUAUUUUUUGUCAGUAAUGAGGGGAGAUUCAGAGACAAACUACAGUUAAACAAUCAAACUGGAAAUCUGACCAUCAACAACAUCAGAUCUGAACACACUGGACUUUAUAAACUGACUGCCAUCAUCAGUGGAAAAACCUCAUUGAAGAGCUUCAGUGUUACUGUGUUCGCUCCUCUUCCCCCUCCUGUCAUCACCAGAAACUCUUCAAACUGUUCUUCUUCAUCAUCAUCUAAACGUUCAUCAGUGUCCAGAUGUUUCCUGCUGUGUUCGGCGGUGAACGUGAGUCAUGUGACUCUCUCCUGGUACAAAGGAAACAGUUUAUUGUCCAGCAUCAGUGUGUCUGAUCUCAGCAUCAGUCUCUCUCUACCUCUGGAGGUGGAAUAUCAGGAUAAAAACACCUACAGCUGUGUGAUCAACAACCCCAUCAGAAACCAGACCACACAUCUGGACAUCAGUGAAGUCUGUCAGGCAUGUGCAGAACAUCAAACUUUCAGUUCCAUACCAGUGGUAGUUGGUAUAUUGUUGCCGCUGACCAUAGUUUGUGUAGUUGCAGGGACUGUGUGGUACAUCAGGAACCAUAAACAAACAUCACACACUGUUAAAACAGAAAACGAAGACAUACAUUAUGCUACAGCAAUAUUCAUUGCACGUCCAUUAGAUAAUACGAAACCAGCUGAAGAAAGCACAGUGUACUCAAGCGUUGCAAUACCAAAGGAACAAAACUUGCAGUAUUUGUAAGUUUCUCUCAACUGAAACAGGAGGAUUUGUGGGCCCAGUAUUUGGAAAAAUAUUAUAACUAAUGUAACCAUAAUCAUG